This is a messenger RNA of Frankliniella occidentalis (western flower thrips), 3496 nucleotides long. RefSeq names its product spidroin-1-like. The transcript is spliced from 7 exons. Lineage: Eukaryota; Metazoa; Arthropoda; Insecta; Thysanoptera; Thripidae. The record is from RefSeq and is a predicted model, not a curated record. The annotation marks the transcript as partial.
GGCGCCGGAGGAGCAAGUCCAGGCGGUGCGUACCCUGGUGGGACUGGAACCGGUGGUGUUUACCCCGGAGGAUCAGGCGCCGGAGGAGCAGGUCCUGGCGGUGCGUAUCCUGGAGGUACGGUAGCUGGUGGCGCAUACCCUGGAGGGUCUGGCGUGAAAGGAGGUGGCACGGGCGGGUCUUAUCCUGGAGGCGUGGGCCCUGGAGGCACUGGUUCUGGAGGUGCAUACCCCGGAGGAACUGUUGCCGGGGGUACUGGUGCUGGUGGAGCGUACCCGGGAGGCACGGGACCAGGCGGUGCAUACCCCGGUGGAGCAGGACCAGGAGGGGCCUAUCCCGGGGGCACUGGACAAGGCGGCGCGUAUCCUGGUGGUGCUGGCGUUGGCGGCACCGGAGCUGGUGGUGCUUAUCCCGGGGGUACAGGUGCUGGAGGAGCAUAUCCUGGCGGCGCUGGACAAGGCGGUGCAUACCCGGGAGGCACCGGCGCCGGCGGUACUGGCGCUGGCGGCGCAUACCCUGGUGGAGUCGGAACAGGCGGUGUCUUUCCCGGUGGAGCUGGACAAGGUGGCCUAUAUCCUGGAGGUACUGGAGCUGGUGGCGCGUACCCCGGGGGAUCAGGGGCCGGAGGAGCUGGACCGGGCGGUGCGUAUCCUGGCGGUACAGGUGGCGGAGGUACCGGAGCUGGUGGCGCCUACCCUGGUAGCACUGGAACUGGAGGAGCCUUCCCCGGAGGAGCUGGGCAAGGUGGCACAUACCCUGGAGGCACUGGAGCUGGAGGCGCAUAUCCUGGAGGAGCUGGACCUGGUGGUGCGUAUCCUGGCAGUACAGGUGGCGGAGGUACCGGAGCUGGUGGCGCGUACCCUGGAGGCACUGGAAGUGGAGGUGUCUUCCCCGGUGGAGCUGGGCAAGGCGGAACAUAUCCCGGUGGUACUGGAGCCGGUGGGGCAUAUCCUGGAGGUACUGGAGCUGGUGGUGCGUACCCCGGGGGAUCAGGAGCUGGAGGAGCUGGACCUGGUGGUGCGUACCCUGGCGGUACAGUCGCCGGGGGUACUGGAGCUGGUGGCGCAUACCCUGGUGGCAGUGGAACUGGAGGAGCCUACCCCGGUGGGGCGGGGCAAGGCGGUGCAUAUCCUGGCGGUACUGGAGCCGGUGGCGCAUACCCUGGAGGGGCUUUCCCCGGCGGUGCUGGACCAGGCGGUGCUUAUCCUGGAGGAGCGGGAUCUGGAGGAGGCGUCGUUGGUGGUGGUGGUGCAGGAGCGGGUGGUGGUUAUCCUGGCGGUGCCGGACCUGGUGGCUCUUAUCCUGGAGGCACUGGAGCAGGUGGUGCCUAUCCCGGAGGAACGGGCGCUGCGGGAACUGGAGCAGGUGGAACGACUGCAGUAGGCUUCCCUGGAGGUGCUGGCCCCGGCGGUGGUUACCCAGGUGGUGCAGCGGGCGGAGGGUCGUAUCCCGGCGGUUACCCGGGAGCUGGCGGCGCGGGGGCUGGUUACCCAGGGGCAGGUGGAGCAGGGGCCGGCUAUCCAGGGGCAGGCGCUGGUUAUCCGGGGGCUGGAGGGGCAGGCGCUGGUUAUCCGGGGACUGGAGGGGCAGGCGCUGGUUAUCCGGGGGCAGGAGGGGCAGGGGCAGGGGCUGGCUCUGGUGCUGCUGGCGCUGGUGCUAUUGGUACGGGUCCACUCGGUGCUAACGAGGGUGACGCCAUCGCGACAUCAAGCAUCUCGUCGACCCCUGACGGUCUGACGAAACUCGGCGCCUCGUCAAAGGGCCGUUUCGGCUCCGGUGUGGCCCACACAGCGGUUGACGGCAGCUACUCCGGCACAGGCACGUUUGCGGCCUCGGCCCAGACCGGUGACGAGCUCAAGUCCUCCAAGACGUCCGUGUCUGGGUCGCCCCAGGGCUCCCAGAGCGUGGCUCAGUCGCACGGCGGGCGGGAGCAGGCGCAGACCCAGGUGUCCAUGGGCCUGGACGGCAGCGGCACGAGCGCCAUCUCCACGAGCCAGGGCCUGGUCUACGGCACCAACACGCAGGUGCAGGCGGGGCUGGCGGGCGGCAUCGCGGACGCGCAGAGCCGCGGUCCCGGGGCCACCGCGUCGCAGGCACAGAUCGGCUUCCUGCCGCGGAACCAGGACCAGCCCAACCCUUACCGGGGCGGGGGCACCGCCACGUCGCAGUCCGGGCCCCUGACUGGGUCGUCGACGGCAGAGAUCGAGGGUUCCUACAGGUACGGCAUCUCGUACAAGGGCGCGGCGCAGGCCGCCUCAGGGCGUCCUCUACCUCAGUCCACCAUGCGCCUCCAGGCGAUGAAGGCCUUUAACGAGUCGCAGUCCGUCGAGGAGCAGUACACUCGGGAGACCAACUCCAGCAGCAGCGUCAUCGACGGGAAGGGUUCGAGCAGCACCGGCCGCACCCUGACCGAGCAGGAGGUCGAGAUGCUGGCCCGCCAGACCGCGGCUCACAGCAUCGUCUUCAACGAGACCCUCACCAUCUCCACGCUCAACGAGACCGUUACGUUUGACUCGACGAACACGGAGGUCCGGCCACCAACAGGCAGUCCGAACUCGAGCCCGGCAACUCCGACCGCAACAGAUGAUGAUUCGAGCAAGGAGCCCAAUAGCCUAAGGGGGGACACGACGUUCACACCGCCCCACCAGCAGCAGGCCAGCACGCCCGCUCCUGUUGCGGGCGGCGGUGGAGUGGAAGACUUUGACGAGUACGAAGACUACGAAGACGAGGAGGAGACCGAGUUCGACGACGGCCACCAACAAGGCCAGCGCCCGCCCAAGUACGUGGACGGAGCUCCGCGGCUACCGGAACGCGGCGACCUUUUCUCGUCACGGCCCACCCCCAAGGCUGAGAUGGAGAGCAUCCCCCAGCAGCAGCAGAACUCUGUCAAGGACACCGUCAAAGACGCCACUAAAGCUAAGGGUGGCGGUAAGAAGGGGAAGGCAGGCAAGAGGAACAUGAUGCGGCAGGGGGGGCGCAGGAGCAACAACCGCUCCCUGGUGCGUAGCGGCGACACGGUGUCCGGGCCUGUCCCGGAGGGCUUCGUCAGCGUCACCAAGAGCGUCACCGGCCAGUUGCCUGCUGGCGCGGGGGCGAACAGUCCCGGGGCAGUCACCGCGGGGGGAGACGCCGGCGACCCGAAGACCUUCUCGCACACGUACUUCACGGCGGCCUCAGCGUGCGGCUUCUUCAGCUACUCCUGCAACGAGGUGUCAGGGGCAAUGGGCAAAACCAAUAUUUGUAAGCCGGGCACCACACCCACCAAGAUGGACGGGACGCCGUGCUGAGAUUUCCUUUUCAUCGUCGAUAGUGACGACGGACUGCAUUUUGUACAAACUUUUGACAGACUGUAUGUAAAUAAGCACCUUCCUGGUAUGUAUUUUAUUUGCAUUUAGUUAACGUAGUUAUUGAUGUAAUGGAUUGACAUACUGUGUAGUCAUGUUUUUGACAGACGUGUAGCUAGUCCUUGAAAUGGUACUUAAACCAAACAAUAUCACA